CUUCAAUUCUACUCAUCUUAGGAGUCAAGAUAUUGGAAAGUCAAUUCUUGUAGUUGUACAUCUCCAGUGACUCAUCCUGGGUCCUUUUGCUACCCCUACACACUGGUUUGCCAUUUCUUUCGUAUGCGAGCGAGACAACAAGACCAUGAAAGACCGUACAUGUCCGAGAUAUAAUGACUGCAGUCUAGUUUAGUCAUAACGAGGAGAUUCCAGACACCUACGAGUCACAUUAGUGGUCACGUCACAUCCUCUUCCACACCAAACCUUCAAAGUUCCAGUCUUAUGAUUAGCUAUGGACCAAACUAUGAGUCUGACCGACGUGGUAUCAGUCUUGCAAGAAAUUAUGCAGACGCCAGGGCUACCCUCAUCGGAAGAUGCUGUUCAACAGGGUCAAGAAACAUCUUCUGUGUCUACCAAGAAGUCUACCCGGCCCAUCCUGCCCAUCAAUUUUCCACCACUCGACACCCUCGCCCUGGUCGACAGCACCCAACCGACCGAGCAUGACAACUCCUUACAAAGUCUUAAGUCUCAUCUGAUCGAACAUAUUCUCCCUUAUCUCAAUAGCCAGUCACUGUCUCCCAACUACUAUGGUUUCGUUGUCGGUGGAGUCACUCCCGCAGCACUGCUGGGUGACUUUAUCGCCUCCAUAUACGACCAGAACGUAUUCAUGCAUCUACCCAAUGACACCCUCUGCACCGCCAUCGAGGUCCAAGCCUUGAACGCCUUGGCUUUGGAUUUCUUCAGGCUCUCACCUAGAGAAGCUUGGGAGGUUGGUGGGCCAGGCUCAGGGGGCGCCACUUUUACAACAGGUGCCACUGGCAGCAACAUCUUGGGCUUGGCACUAGGAAGGGAGUUUGUCCUGCGCAAAGCUCUCGAGACAAAGGGUGUUGCGUUGGCCGACGCGAGUGUCGGGGAGUAUGGCCUCUUUGAAGUGAUGGAUCUGGCUGGCGUUAAGAAAAUCCAAGUCUUGAGCACACUUCCGCAUUCAACCAUUGCUAAGGCUGCUAGUGUAGUGGGCAUUGGUAGGAGAAACGUUGUGUCCAUCGCUACUCACGACGAUCCUCUGCAAAUCGAUUUAGAAAAGCUCAAGGCCGAGGUGGAGAAGAAAGACACGUUGAAUAUUCUGGCAAUCUCCGCCGGCGAGGUCAAUACGGGCCGAUUUGCCACAUAUUCUGGCGCUAAUAUGAAGGAAAUCAGGCAUAUUUGCUCUCAAAAUCAUGUGUGGAUCCAUGUCGAUGGUGCUUUCGGUCUUUUUGGAAGGCUCUUCACCAACGAUGAUCCCGACUAUUCCCAUGUUGCUCGCAGUCUCGAGGGACUCGACUUGGCAGACUCAAUUACAGGCGACUGCCACAAGUUGUUGAAUGUCCCCUAUGACUGUGGGAUUUUCUUUACCCGUCACAAAUCCCUGAGCGAACAUGUCUUUCGCAACGGCAACGCUGCGUACUUGACCAGUGGUUUGGGCCCAGACGACGGAAUCCAAUCUCCAGGAAAUAUUGGCCUUGAGAAUUCUCGACGUUUCCGAGCCUUGCCAGUCUAUGCUACCGUCAAAGCGUAUGGUCGACAAUCUCAUGUCGCCAUGUUGAAGCGACAAAUCAACCUGGCUCGCCGGAUAACUGAGUGGCUGCUGAGAGACGAUCGUUUCCAGGUCUUGCCGGGCGGACUGGACAAAGCUGACAUUAUAAACAAGACAUACAUCAUCGUGCUCUUCCGCGCAACGGAUCCAGAGGUCAACAAGUCUUUAGUGAAAAUGGUAAAUGCCGAUGGGCGCAUCUACGUCAGUGGAACCGUCUGGGACGGCGAGCCCGCAGCACGCAUAGCCGUGAGCAACUGGCGGGUGGACGUGGACAGAGAUGCGACCUUGGUACAGCAGGUCUUGAAUUCCGUGGCUAGGAGUCGCUGA
Exophiala mesophila is the source of this 1900-nucleotide messenger RNA. RefSeq lists its product as uncharacterized. The transcript has a single exon. Gene Ontology annotation, biological process: carboxylic acid metabolic process. The record is from RefSeq and is a predicted model, not a curated record. Gene Ontology annotation, molecular function: pyridoxal phosphate binding; carbon-carbon lyase activity. NCBI's taxonomy places the organism in Eukaryota, Fungi, Ascomycota, Eurotiomycetes, Chaetothyriales, Herpotrichiellaceae. Bases 293 to 1900 code for a protein of 535 amino acids.